AUGAGCGGGACGGAGAUGGAAGUUGAGCUGUAUAUUUAUGAUCUCAGUCAAGGAAUGGCUCAAAUGAUGAGCAUGCCUCUUCUUGGCUUUCACCUUGAAGCGAUUUAUCACACAGCAAUCGUUUACAACGGCGUCGAGUUCUACUUCGGCGGUGGUGGAAUCGAUCAAUCAAGGCCUGGCGGGACUCACUUGGGCCCGCCCAUGAGAAAAGUCAAGCUCGGAAAAACAGAAGUAGAUCCCUGUACUUUCAACGAGUGGAUUCGAGCGAUGGGAUCUAGCGAAUACAGAGGGGAUACUUAUGCUCUUCUCACGCACAAUUGCAACAAUUUCAGCGAGGAUGCGGCUCAAUUCUUGGUCCAAAAGAGCAUUCCAGCUGAGAUCUUGGACAUGCCAAAAAAGGUCCUCGGAACUCCGUUUGGAAAAAUCAUCGAGCAGCAAUUUGGCUCCAUCAAAAUCACUCCUGGACAAUUUUAG
Oikopleura dioica is the source of this 474-nucleotide messenger RNA. The record is from the annotation of a GenBank genome assembly. Lineage: Eukaryota; Metazoa; Chordata; Appendicularia; Copelata; Oikopleuridae.